UAACUUUGAAGCUCUCUGAGAAACCAAAGCUUCACUCUGAUUCGCAGAGCGAAUCAAAGAGACGACCAUAGAGAAGAAACGCGAAGAACUGAAACAGCUCUUUAAGCUUUUCUUAAUUAUAUAAUAAUAAUUAUUAUAAUUCUCCUCUUUCUUAAUCCCAAAUCUCCUGAUGGAUUGAUUCAUGAACCAGAUCGGGGAUCGAAGAAGAAGAUGCUGAUUUGAGUUUCCGGGUUUGAUUUGUUUUCUCUUCCUCUCCCUUUUUUUGGUGAAAUUGGGUUGGAAUCUGGAGAUCUGGAUCUUGAAAAGCUGGGAACUUUACGUGUUGGUUUGUUCUUGAGGAACUGAUUUGAUUAGGUGAUUGGUUUAAUCAACAAUCUGAAUCCAUUUUUCGAAUGGUUUUGGAUUCGGAAUUUGAAGACUUGUUUGAUUCGGGUUCGGGAUUGAUCUGAUUUUCAUAUCAUCUAAAAGAAGAAAAAUUUGUUAGUUUUUGGAAGAUAUGUUGGAAGAUCGAUCACCAGAUUCGUGUUUGAUUUCAAGGGUUUUCUCAAGCUCUCGUAUUUCUGAAUCAAAGUGGUCUAAGUCUUACAUGUAUCCAGAGGAUGAUGAUGAUGUUGUCUCUGAGAAUAAGCUCGGUAAUGGUAAAAGAGCUUUGGAGGUUGUUGGUGAGAUUAGACAGACCAAAUCACUUAAACUGAUGGGUUUCUCGAUUAAGUAUGAUAGUGAUUCAUCUGACUAUUCAUUGAGUGGGGAAGAGCAAGCUGAUGCUGCCAAUGGUGAUGGUUCGUCAUCGAGACAGGGGCAAGAACAGGAACAAUCUGAUUCUAACGACAAUGGUGGUGAUUCAUCGGAUUCGCAUUCUCUUAUCAAUGAGAUUGGUCGGGACAACUCGAUUGACUGUUUGAUCCGUUGUUCGAGGUCUGAUUACGGUUCAAUUGCUUCUUUGAACCGGAAUUUCCGUUCUUUGGUGAAGAGUGGAGAGAUUUAUAGACUAAGACGGCAAUAUGGGUUUGUUGAACAUUGGGUCUACUUCUCGUGCCAGCUCUUGGAAUGGGUUGCGUUCGAUCCUGUCGAGAGGAAGUGGAUGCAGUUGCCAACAAUGCCUUCGAGUGUUACCUUCAUGUGUGCUGAUAAGGAGUCUCUGGCCGUUGGGACAGACCUGCUUGUCUUAGGAAAAGAUGAUUUUUCGUCUCAUGUAAUAUACAGAUACAGCCUUCUGACUAAUUCUUGGUCUUCUGGUAUGAAGAUGAACUUUCCAAGGUGUUUGUUUGGAUCCGCGAGCCUUGGAGAGAUUGCUAUAUUCGCUGGUGGUUGUGACUCCCAGGGAAAGAUUCUUGAUUUUGCGGAAUUGUAUAAUUCUGAGCUUCAGACCUGGAUAACUCUUCCGAGGAUGAACAAACCGAGGAAGAUGUGUUCGGGAGUUUUCAUGGAUGGCAAGUUCUAUGUAAUUGGAGGAAUCGGUGGUGCUGAGUCUAAAGUCUUGACCUGCGGUGAAGAAUAUGAUUUGGAGACCAAGAAAUGGACUCAAGUCCCUGACUUGUCACCUCCAAGAAGCCGUGCUGAUCAAGCUGAUAUGUCACCAGCAGCAGAAGCACCGCCUCUUGUUGCGGUUGUGAAUAACCAAUUGUAUGCUGCUGAUCAUGCUGAUAUGGAAGUGAGGAAGUAUGAUAAGGAGAAUAAGAUAUGGGUAACUGUUGGAAGAUUGCCUGAAAGAGCUGGCUCGGUUAACGGAUGGGGGCUGGCUUUUCGAGCUUGUGGGGAACGGUUAAUCGUCAUAGGUGGACCGAAGUACUCGGGAGGUGGGUUCAUAGAGCUGAAUUCUUGGAUACCGAGCGAAGGCGGUCCACCACAUUGGACAUUGCUUGACAGGAAACAUUCUCCAAAUUUCGUGUACAAUUGCGCGGUGAUGGGUUGCUGAAACAACAUACAUUUAUAAUACUCUCCAUUUGAAUACCCUCCAGAUUCUUGUUGAUGGGUUUAGCUCACAAAGUCAAAAAGACUCCAUUGAAGGUUCCACGCUCCAACCUUUAUGUUUCUUCUUCUUCCUUAUUUUCUUUCCUUACAAAUUUUUCCAUUUGAAUACGAUCAUCUCUGUAUUGUUAGAGACCAGAAAACAAAAAAAAACUGAAACAGGUUACAAUAAGUUCGUUAAAAGUUAAGCAUUUUAGAGUUUGCCAGAUCUGGUUAACAAUGUUGUAUGUGUUUUUAAUCAAAUAUGUUUUCUAAUAAUCUAAGACAUCUUUUGGUCUUUGUUCA
This is a messenger RNA of Capsella rubella, 2253 nucleotides long. RefSeq names its product F-box/kelch-repeat protein SKIP11. The record is from RefSeq and is a predicted model, not a curated record. Lineage: Eukaryota; Viridiplantae; Streptophyta; Magnoliopsida; Brassicales; Brassicaceae. Bases 497 to 1915 code for a protein of 472 amino acids. Gene Ontology annotation, molecular function: protein binding. The transcript is spliced from 2 exons. Gene Ontology annotation, cellular component: nucleus.